This is a messenger RNA of Closterium sp. Naga37s-1, 2310 nucleotides long. Lineage: Eukaryota; Viridiplantae; Streptophyta; Zygnematophyceae; Desmidiales; Closteriaceae. The record is from the annotation of a GenBank genome assembly.
AUGGAGGAUAUUUCACUGUACGAUCACGCGCUAGGACACGCUGCUGCUCCUGCUGCCACUGCUGACAGCACUGUCCGUUCACAAUGGCAGACUCGUGACGCCCACGCUCGCUUCGCUAUUCGCAACUCCCUGCCGAUAGAUGAACGCGAACACUUUGGCCAGCACAAGACUUCACAGGCACUGUACACUGCUGUAGUCGCACGCUACUCCUCACCCGCCUCUGCUGCGCUAGGCCGUCUCUCACUCCCCUACCUGUUCCCAGACCUGGACCACUUCCUCGCUCGCUGCCCCACUGAGCUCACCAUUGACCUCCUCGAGAAGGAACUGCUUGCAGCUGAGACUAGCAUAGUCGCUGUAGGUACCUCUCGUGGCGACCCCCGCACCCCUUUCUUCGAGGGGUGUUCCCCUUCCCCCCUCCUCCCCUCUGUCGCCUUUGCUGCUGCUGUCGACCUCCUAGGUACUGAGCAGGUCGGGACUGCGUCCACUCCGAGUGGACGCCGCAGCGGCAAGGGCAAAGGGGGCAAGGGAGGUGGUGGUGACGGCGGGGGAGGUGGUGGUGGGGGUGGUGGCGGUGGUGGGGGUGGUGGCGGGGCUGGAGGGGCUAGUGGCAGAAGUGGGGGUGGUGGCGGCAGUGGGGGUGGUGGCGGCAGUGGGGGUGGUGGCGGCGGUGGCCGAGGUGGAGGCAGGGGUGGUGGUGGUCGAGGCGGUGGUCACGGUGGUGGUCAGUGCCAGCAGCAGACUCUGUCGCCCCAGGAGCUUCAUGAGUGUGGAGAGAGUGCUCAGUACCUGCGUGUUCCACCCGAUCCGGGCAUUCGGACCAGCGAGGCUGCCGCUCUAGGUGCUAGUGAGCCUGCCGCUCCAGGUGCUCGCGUGUCUGCUGCCCCAGGUGCUGGUGAGGCUGCUGCUCUAGGUGCUCGUGAGUCUCCCCCCCCUGGUACUGAGUCUACUGAGGCACUGCACACCUUCACACUGGACUCCGGUGCAUCCCGCUGUUUCUUUCGUGACCGCACGGCCCUUGAGCAGCUUGCUCGGCCGGUUGCAGUCUCCCUCGCUGACCCCUCUGGGGGUCCGGUCAUUGCGACCUCCUCCACUGUCCUCCCCUGUCCUGCGGUCCCGUCGGGCACACUGUCAGGUCUCUACCUCCCCUCGUUCUCUACGAACUUGGUGGCGGGUCGUGCGCUCCAGGACGGGGGUGUCCACCAGUUCACCCCUGCCUACGAGCGCGUGACACACUGCACGUGCGCUCGGACGGGUCGCCACCUGGCUACCUUCACUUGGCAGCCAGGGUCGGACCUGUACACACUGACCACUGAGUCCCCUCAGGUAGCUGCGUCUGCGUCUGCGUCAGGUCAGCUGUCGCCCCCCUGCUCGUGUCGCUCCUUGUCGCACGAGACCGUCCUCUGGCACCACCGCCUUGGUCACCCGUCCGUGCAGCGCCUUCGUGGCAUGCACUCUCGGUACCUUGUCUCUGGUCUUCCCAGGGUUCUCCCUCCCCUCCCACCCUCGCCUGCUCCUCCCUGUCUUCCCUGUGUCGAGGGGCGGCAGCGCGCCGCUCCUCACUCCUCCUCGUUUCCCCCGACGACUGCUCCUCUGCAGACACUCCACAUGGACGUGGACAAGCUCAGCGAGAGGUUCCAUUCCGACUUUCCUGUCCUCCGUCUGCACUCUGACAGAGGUGGGGAGUUUUCCUCCGGCCUCCUGGAGGCCUUCUGUCAGAAGGAGGGUAUUGAGCAGUCGUUCACGCUUCCGGCCUCUCCACAGCAGAAUGGGGUUGCUGAGCGCCGCAUUGGCUUGGUCAUGGAGGUCGCUCGUACCUCCUUGAUCCAUGCGGCUGCCCCCCACUUUCUGUGGCCGUUUGCAGUCCGAUACGCUGCGCAUCAGCUCAACCUCUGGCCCCGUGUCUCCGUUCCGGAGACUUCGCCGACACUGCGUUGGACGGGCAAGGUUGGCGAUGCGUCACGCUUUCGGGUUUGGGGAUCUCGAGCCUUUGUUCGCGAUACGUCCGCGGACAAGCUCUCCUCCCGCGCUGUUCCUUGUGUCUUCCUUGGCUUUGUCCCGGACGCGUCUGGUUGGCAGUUUUACCACCCCACCUCGCGCCGUGUCCUGCCUUCUCAGGACGUCACUUUUGACGAGUCCGUCCCCUACUACCGCCUCUUCCCCUACCGCACUGCCCCGCUCCCUCCCCCGCCUCUCUUCCUCGCUCCAGGUGCUGCUGUAGUAGACCCCCUCCCCCCUCAGGGUGCCGCUCCCUCAGGUGUGUCCCAGGUAGACCCGGUUGAGCCUGUCGAGGUAGCUGUCGACUCUCCCUGA